CACCAUCUAAAACUUUGCACCCAUCCAACCUUCCUCUUUCUCUUUCAUGUCUCACCUCAUUCUCUUUCUAAACUCUUCUAUCUCUCUUUCUCUCAGCCUCACUUUCCAGAUUUGAAAUUUUAAAACACAUAUUCACUCUCUCUCUCCCCCCACGCUUUUCUCACACUCUCUCUAAACUCUCCUAUCUCUCUUAAGGCUCUCAGCCUCACUUCCUCCCGCCCCAAACCCAAUAACUCGGCGGCGUCAUCGAACAAGCGUUGUUCUGACCCGAUUCGAGAGCACCGUUGGGGACUCUGUCAAUCUCAUGUCUCUCUGGUUUGCAAUUUUGCUUCAAAUCUAUGCUCUCAAAAUGUGUAUGUGUGUGUGUGUGUGUGUGUGUUAAGCAUUGAAUCACUGUUGAUUUUGAGUAGAUGAAUUUGGGGAUUUUUGAGUGUGUUAUAAAUCGAGAUGGAGUAAUAGCAGAGUGAGUUAGGGUAUGUUGAUUGAUGUUUCGUGAAUUUUUCUCUCACUCGUUUUGCACGAGGUCUUUGAUGAGAGUUAACACUGCUCAAUCCUUCAUCAGAGGUAAUAAUAGGAUCAUCAUCAUCUCUCUUUCUCAUUUGCCUUAUUAAUCUUAUCUUUUUUAAAAAUUUCAAACUCACUGAUAUAGAUACAGAUAUAGAUACAAACAAAGGCUCCCUUUGCUUCUCCAAAAAAUGUGAAUUUGUAAUUUUUUACUCAGUCUAAUUUGUAAUUUUCAUUUAAUUUUAUGUUCAUUUAGUUCAUUAAGGUCUAUAUCCUUCAACUUUAAUUUUGGCCAUUCCAUUUUUGUUUCUUUUCUUCAAUUUAGUAUAAAUUAGGCCUAUGUGUGUGUUUGGUUAUCAUGAAUUGUUUAUUGUUUUUGUUGAAUUAGUGCUUUGCUUUGUGUUUUGGAUACCUAACUAGGGUCUUUUAUUUGUGUUUUGAACAUAUAUAAGGUUCUAUUAUUUUUGGUGUGAUUUGAUUGGCAGAGGAGAAUGGGAUUUCUUACACCUGAUCAGACUGGGGAUCAUAAGAUGUUUAUCAUGCUCUUUUUUAUGUUGCCGAUUAUUUUUGGAUACCUUUUGGUUUUUUUUUAUUUUUAUGUUAAUUAUAUAUGAGCAAAUGAUGAUUUAUAUCAAAUGUUUGUGGCAAUGCUCUAUUUGAACUUUCAUAUGCAGAGAACGCCUUUUUUCUAGGGAAGAACUUUUAUCUUGUUUGAACACUUGAACAUGCCACCUAUGUAUAAUGACAUCCUGUUCUUCCUAAUGAGAUUUCAUUCCUGAUUCUUCAUUCUACUGUUUCUCUCUCUCUCUCAUUAUGAAUUCCCUCACCCUGGUUCUAUUUAUACGCACUGAUCUGAAUUAGCAUCUGCAGUGCUUACAGUCCAUUGGGUAUAUUGCAUUGCAUCAUUUAGGUUAUGGCUAGAUGUGAGUUACGAAAAAAGUAUUUCAAUGAUUAUUUUUCAGGUAUCUUUUAUAGGUUUUGUAGAUGGAUUAGUUGAUGUUUCUCAGAAACACUUUCCAUUUUCAGCCAAAAGUUAGACAAGGAUAUGGGUUCAUGCACACACACAAAACAAUCAGAGUGUGAUUUGUUGUCGUCCUUUCCUAUCUUGUAUUAUUUAUUAUUUUUUCUCUUUGGUGGUUUGGUGUGCUUGUGCACAUGCAUGUGUGUACACUUUUGGCAUCAAGGAUAUGAAUCUUGCAUGUGUACCAAGCAAUAGAAGCUUGAUUUAUUGUUCUUCUUUUGGGAUGUAUAUGUGCACCAUAGUAAACUGUCUCAGGCUUCAUUUAGGGAUGCCUAGAUCAGAUGACCAUGUUUUCUCAAGCAAAACUUGAACAAAUAAAAGUUUGUCCUCCAUAUGCACUUAACACAAUUGUUUCUUGAAUCUCACCCUAUUGUCAAGUUCUGUCUGUGACAAAUACUAUCUGUAUUAUAUCAUUGUUUGGAGGUUGGUCUGAAAUAUUACCAGAAAUUGUCCAAAAGUUUAGUAGUGUGAAUCAUGUAUAUCAUAUCUUUUAGACUCAUGGAUUGGUUUUAAGACAUUGAAGAAUUGGAUGCAUGCUAAAAUGCUAUUAUCAAUCUGACUUGUUAUUUGUUAAUUCGAGUCUUUUGUGUAAGAGCAGCAGCAAAAACAACUUGAACUCAUUCUGGCAAUUGGAAAGACUGGAAAGGUAUAAUUUUGUGUGUACAUGGACAUUACAUCAUGUGUCUUUAGGAAAACUUGUGCUGCUGCUUGUUAUUCUUUGGGUUUCCAUCAUGUAUCUUUUUUUGUAUUUAGUUGCUAUCCUUCCAGUUGUCCAGAAGCAGCACCAACUUCUUAUGACUUUGCUCCUAUGUCAUGCAUGCACUAUGGAGGUGUUUCUCCUGAAGAAGGCACGGGGGCAACGAUAUCUGAUGACAAUGAUGAUCAAGUAUAUAGUGACACCAACAUUUUCGAUGGAAGUUUUGAUGAAUAGGCCAUUGUUGAAGACUCUGAGGUUUAAUGUGUUGAAAGUGAUUCCAGCUGGUUCUUCUAGUGGUGUGAAGAAGGCAUUUACAACAAUCUAAUAGCCCAUUGCCAUCACUUGGAAAAUUCAGGUAGAGAAUUUUGUUACUGACACCUUUGGUUUUGAAUCCAUAGAAUUUUGUGUUUAUUUAAUGGUGUUUACAAGAGUAAAAGGGAUCUAAAGGCGUCUACACGUGCUUUUCAAGUUGAGGCGGAAGUAUUCUCUAACCCCAUUGGUAAGAUUAUUUAGAAUUUUUUCACGAGGGACGGAACAACAAAAAAAAAAGAAAAGCCUUUUGAGUUGUGAAUUUGGUUUGGUCUUUCUGUUUUGUUCAAAUAUGGGACAUUGGUAUUUCAGCCAUUUAUGUUCCUGGUGGUUUCCUGAGCUAUGUUUAAUCGGAUUGUGAUCUUUGAUUUAAUUAAACUAUUACUACUGAUUAAAGUCACAUUUGAACGUCUAGAUAAUUGUUCUGUUCGAAAGUUGACGAUGCUUUGGGUUAUCUUAAUGGAGGGUUGAAUAUUUUUAUUUUUAUUUUUUUUAAGAUAACCUUCUCCUUGAAAUUGUAUGUGUCAUGAGAAACAAAAUCUCGUAUGAUCACCAAUUAAUCACAAUUAU
This is a messenger RNA of Camellia sinensis, 3101 nucleotides long. NCBI's taxonomy places the organism in Eukaryota, Viridiplantae, Streptophyta, Magnoliopsida, Ericales, Theaceae. The record is from RefSeq and is a predicted model, not a curated record.